Uranotaenia lowii is the source of this 2256-nucleotide messenger RNA. RefSeq names its product solute carrier organic anion transporter family member 74D-like. Gene Ontology annotation, biological process: sodium-independent organic anion transport; transmembrane transport. The coding region runs from base 106 to 2226 and encodes 706 amino acids. NCBI's taxonomy places the organism in Eukaryota, Metazoa, Arthropoda, Insecta, Diptera, Culicidae. Gene Ontology annotation, cellular component: membrane. The record is from RefSeq and is a predicted model, not a curated record. The transcript has 5 exons. Gene Ontology annotation, molecular function: protein binding.
GUUUCAGUUCAUCUCAAGACGAUCCGCCGUUCGGAGGUUGACUCCUCGUACAUAAACUUAGUUCCGGUACGGUGGUUUGAUUAAAUUAAAUUGAUUCCGCUAAACAUGACCGGAAGUGCCAAACCACAGAAUGGAGACAAAUUGGAAGGGCCGCCGAAAAAGAUCACUCUAGAACGUUCGGUGUCCGGCUACAGCGAAAAAGACGUUCAGUGCGGUUUUUGGGUUUGUAGAGGCAGGUUCUGGCAACGGUUGGCCAGCAAAAAGCUCUAUGUGUUCCUGUUUGGAUUGGUCGGUUGUCUUUUCGGAUCAACGACUUCGUAUUUCUAUGGGACGUUGACAACGGUGGAGAAAAGUAUUCAAAUCUCGUCCAAAAAUGCUGGAAUCAUUACGGCAGGAUCGGAUCUUUCCUUCGUCCUAGCAUCGCUAUUUUUGUCCUACUAUGCGUCCAACAAACGAAAACCGCUAUGGAUUGCAUUAGGAAUCACCAGCAUGGGACUAUCUUGCUUUGUCAAUGCGCUUCCGCAUUUUCUAUUCGGGCCCAAUCUGGAAGAUCUUAUGCAAGACGUUGGAAAUGCAACGGUAUCAGAUUCAAAGAAGCUCGACAGUCUGUGCAAUCCAAAUCGUGGUCCACCGGAUUGUUCCACGGACAUUGGAAACCUAAAACCUCAGCUACUGCUGUUCUUGGCUAGCUUUCUCUCAGGAAUCGGAACCUCACUGUACUUUACCUUGGGCAUAACAUACAUGGAUGACAACGUGAGCAAAGCUAAAGUGCCUCUUCUGACCAGUUUUGCUGCCUUUGGCCGACGACUUGGUCCAAUGUUGGGUUUCUCGAUGGCAUCACUGUGUCUGAAGUAUUUUGUGUUUCCGGGAAUCGACCCCGGCUAUGGAUCGUCGGACCCUCGAUGGAUUGGCGCCUGGUGGACGGGAUGGCUUGUUUUGGGUAGCACACUGCUUUUGGUUGCACCAAUAUUUGCGGGAUUUCCUAAGAUCCUACCGAGAGCAGCGGAACGGAAAUCGCUCAGCAGACAGGCUAGUCGAGCCAGUGGAGAGUACGUGGAGGAAGAUGAAGAUACGCAGGCAUCGUUUGGAGACUUUAUUGCAACCGUGAAACGGCUAGCCACAAACAAAGCCUACGUGUUUAACAAUUCGGCCAGUAUUUUCUACUUUUUUGGAUACAUGCCGUACUUCCUGUUCCAAUCCAAAUACAUCGAGAUUCAGUACCGGUUGACGCCCUCACAAGCUAACAUGGUGACCGGAUCGGCUUCCUUGGUAUUUUCGGCCCUCGGAGUUCUGAUUGCGGGAGCAGUGAUCCAAAAGAUCAAACCAAGCUCCCGACAGCUGGCCGGAUGGAACAUUACCACCAGUAUUCUGUCGGCUGCCGGCAUAGUUCUGUACGCCUGGCUCGGAUGUAAUGCCCUUAACAAUUCGGCCAUCGUCAGCAAUUCACAAGGAGCAGAAUGCAGUGCAGGAUGUAACUGCGAUUACGUCAAAUACGCUCCGAUUUGUGGAAGUGACGGAAACACUUACCUUUCGCCAUGUCAUGCUGGUUGUACGGAACAGUUCAAGGAACCCGGGGGAGUUAUUAAGUACAGUAGUUGUUCUUGCAUCAACGGUAAUUCGUCUUUCGUAGACAACUUUUUGAAUUCGACCGAAGCAACAUCACCGGUUCUGGGAACUGCUAAAUCCGGAAGCUGUCAGGUGGAUUGUUGGACCCCAUUCUAUCUUUUUCUGACAGUUAUGUGCAUUAACAAAUUCAUCGGAGGAACCGAAUCGGCCGCCAAUUUCUUGAUCGGAAUACGCUGUGUUGAGGAACGUGACAAGGCCAUUUCGAUGGGAGUUUCAAUGGCCAUCAAUACGUUGUUCUCUUUCCUUCCAGCACCCAUCAUUUUCGGAAUGAUUAUCGAUAGAACUUGCGUCCUGUGGGGUAGAACCUGUUCUAAGCAAGGCAACUGUUGGCUGUACGAUGGAGCUGCUCUGAGAACCUCGAUGAACUACACCUCGGCGUUUUGUGUCAUCAUCGGAACUUGUCUGGAUAUGGGCACCUGGUGGUAUUCUAAGAAUUUCAAAAUUUUUGACGACGAGGAAAAGCCGGUCGAUGUGGAUCAGGAAAAGCAGAAAAUUGAUGAUAAUGAAGCCGAAGAGAAGCAAUUCACUAAACUUGAAUUGGAACAAACAGAAUUAGUUGAAUUGAUAAAGCAUCCCAAAGAGCAGGAAGACCGAGAAUAAAAGCUACCGUUGGGUACAAUUUUGACUGAA